AUGUCUGAUGCUCUAGGGACGUGUUGCGCGCUCGGACUCACUGCGUGCUGCGACGUCAUGACUGGAAUAUGUCUUGAUUUCAUGUCCAUACAGCACCUCUGCAGCUGCCAGUGCUGCUCAUGCAGAAAGCCCGUCGAUGACACCACAUCUGACAUUGAAAGAGCGCCUCUCAUAGUUAAGAGCAGACAACCUAGUCCCCAUCCACCGAUGCAUAGCGCUGAAUGCUCGUAA
Messenger RNA from Suillus plorans, 231 nucleotides. RefSeq lists its product as uncharacterized. The record is from RefSeq and is a predicted model, not a curated record. The coding region runs from base 1 to 231 and encodes 76 amino acids. The transcript has 2 exons. NCBI's taxonomy places the organism in Eukaryota, Fungi, Basidiomycota, Agaricomycetes, Boletales, Suillaceae.